Molecule: messenger RNA, 11954 nt
Organism: Paramuricea clavata
Lineage: Eukaryota; Metazoa; Cnidaria; Anthozoa; Malacalcyonacea; Plexauridae
Source: the annotation of a GenBank genome assembly
ACGAAGCCAAAGUAUGAAUAUGGAAGAAAGUUGCAAAAAUAUGUAAACAAUAUUUUAUAAUUUUAGCAACAUGAGCAGAAAGGCUGAGGUGAUCAAAUUAUUUUCAUAGUAGAAAGAAUUAUUUUAUAGUAUACCAUAUGUACAAUUUCUUAUGCAUUUCUAAAGUUUAUAUUUCGCUUAGUUAUUUUGAAUGUUUUAAAAAUAUUGCUUAUAAAAGCUGCGCAUGAUAAUAUUAAUGCUACAGGUAAAUACAAUUCCAAUCGAUAAAUCAUAGUAACUGUUAAUGUUUUCUAAUAAUAUUUCCAUCCUGUAUAGGAAAAGAAGAAAUUUCAGGCAUUUCUUGGAGAAAUGUUGAGGGUAGGAUGUUUAAAGGUUUGUACACACCAAGCGCAGAAGCCUCGAUCCGUACGACAGUUGUACGAGGUUGAUAAUUGAAACUAAUAAUAGACCUAAGCCCCGUUUACACUACGCUCAAUUUUUGGUACGGCACGGAUAAAAUUGGUACCCGUACCACUUUUUUGGUUCUUGGUAGUGAUACGGUACCAAAAAUUGAGCGCAGUGUUAACAGGGCUUAGCUAAAUAGGUAGUCGAAGAACCAAAAAAGUGGUACGGGUACCAAUUUUAUCCGUGUCGUACCAAAAAUUGAGCGUCGUGUAAACGGGGCUCUAAUCUCGUACUAUACUCUGUUCCUAGACUCUGUUCCCUGUACAGAGCAUAUAGGCCUAAAUGUAAAACUGCAAUAUUUAUAAUUUUAUUGGAUGCCAGUCGAUCGGCCCUAGCAUACAGUAAUUGUUUUUGUUAACUAACACAAAACAACAACUCUCCCCUUGGCAAGUAAAGUAAAGUAAAGGAUGUAUUCAAGAGGCAUGACAAGCAGUUGAAUGUCGUUGAUAGCAGUGCACAAUAUCGCAUUCACAGAUGCUCCAACUGGUGGCUAUGUAACUGCACAAUUGGAUCGAGCAACUGCACAGAUUAGUUUAGUUUAGUUUAAUUAAUUCGCCAGUAAAUUACAAUAACAUACAUAUAUAACAAGUUACAAGUUUACUAAACAGACGACUGGCAGGAGUUAGAUACAGGACUAAUGUCCCAGUUGCCAUCCUACCCCUAUACAUCAAUACAAUACACUAAGAAAUAUUCACGCAGGUAAGCAAUACGUAGCUAAUUUAUCGAAGUAUAGGUUAGUGAUUUUAGUCUUAAAUAAAGUAAUUGAAUUACAAGAUUUUAAAUUAGAAGGUAACGUAUUCCAGAGUUCUGUAGCCCUAAUGAAAAACGACUUUCUAUAAUAGUCUUGUUUGUGCUUAAUAAUCAAGUUGUAGUUAUUUGGGUCGUAAUUACGUGUCCGAUAGCAAUAAACGUAAACGUUCAGGUACUUAUUCACGUCCAUAGUUAUUAGCCCAUUUCUGGACUUAAACAAUAAAGUUAAAUCCGAAAUCUCUCUUCUGAAUUCCAGUGGAAAAAGGCGUAGUUUCUGCAGCCUCAACGGAUAUGACAUAUCUUUUGGGUAAUUAAGAAUAAACCGCGUAGCUCUUCGCUGAACAUUUUCGAUAAGUAAACGAUAUUUACCUGUGUAAGGAGACCAAAGACUACUACAAUACUCAAGCUUUGGUCUAACAACAGUACAAUACAGAAGCUUCCGGGUGUUUGUGUCCUUGAUAUCCCCACACAAUCUUUUAACAAGACCAAGGGUUCUGUUAGCUUUAGAGACAAUCUCUUCGAUGUGUUUAGACCAUGAAAGGUUGUUGGUGAUAGUAAUUCCAAGGUCCAGUAUGUUAACAACAUUUUCUAAUUGGUUACCUGCCAGAUAGUAGUUUUUACCCGUUAAGUGAUGUUCUGUAGGUAAUUUCUUCCUUGAAAAAUGUACUGCUUUACAUUUACUAACAUUGAAUGCCAUUGCCCAGUUUUCGCCCCAGUGACUAGCUGAGGCUGUCGAGAUCUUUCUGAAGGGAAACACUGUCGUUAGGCAAAUAGAUAGGGCGGAAAAGUUUGGAGUCGUCCGCAUAAAGAGCAAUUGAUGAAUUGUUUUCUAAAUAGGUGGGUAGAUCGUUAAUGUAUAUUAAGAAAAGAAGCGGCCCAAGGAUAGACCUCUGCGGGACGCCCGAUGUAACAGGGAGCCAGUCAGAAGAAUGUCCGUUGAUAACCACUCGUUGAUGUCUUUCCGAUAAGUAACUGCCAAACCAUGAGAGGGUAGGAUCAGAAAUACCAUACGAUUUAAGUUUUAAUAAAAGCAGAUUGCUCCAAUUGGCAAGAUCAUGAUCUUGCCAAUUUAUUAGAGAAUAAUUCUAAGCAAAUUUUACAAUCUGCAAUGCUUACUGCAGCACAAGCAGUUUACAGCAUCAAGAAACCUCGCAUUCAUACACAUGAACUCCAUCAGCAGAAGAAUUGGAAUAUCUAUAUGAUCAAACAAAAAAGAUUCAUGAUUUGCAACACAAAGAUGAUUGAAACAACAGUCAAAAAGAAAUAAUAUAAGUCAGCUCCCUGUCAUAUCAGUCUGUAGAUCGAGAGACAUUUUCAGAGUCAUUUUCAUCAAAAGGAUUUAGAAACCCAUGAAGCAGUAGAGUCAGUCUGCCUUCAAUUAUCCAUACAGACUCUGGUGGAGUUGCUAGCAGAGCUACCGGUUGCACUGGCACAUGGUAACACAGAAUGGUGUCAAUGGUCAUAUCUCAGUACAGACAGUACACGCUACUUUGCAGAGGCUUCUGCUUUAAUCUUGCCCUUGCUGCUCUGGGUUCCUUCCAGCAGGGUUUAGUUUAACGUGCAAUUCUACACGAAAUGUGUAGUGUUCUAAACCCAUUUGUGCAGUUCUUAAGAGUAACACAAAAUUAUGUGCAGUCACUGAAUUAACAAAAAAAAAACCUUAAACAGACUUUUAACGUUAAAUAUCUAACCAGGUAAAAAAUCCUUUGACCCCCCCCCCCAACACCUGGUGCAUCAUAACAUCCUAUGUUGCAGUUCAAAUUUUUCCCUAAUUAAAUAACCUUUAAACUUACAACUUUUAACAUUAAAUACUCCAACCAGGUAAAAAUCCUUGACCCCCUAGUCAAACACUCUGCAAACUCUAUCUACACCCCCCUUAAAAAAAACCUGCUGAAGAAGACUGUUAGGUCGAAACACGUACAGGGUUGCCUUUCCUAUUCCAAUUCAAUCACUCGCUCUUAUAUAAUAUAAUCCUCGCCCUCAUCGUGUCACAUAAAAUUCACAUAUUCAGUUACUAUCUAAUCGUAGUUUCCCUUGUUUUUUGCGUACAUGUUCACCAUCACAGGAGUCGGAGUAAAUAAAUAAAGGAUAACCAUUUGAACUACUGGUCCUCAUUAUUUAGGCUACCCAAUGUCUUACACCAGUACUUGUCCAAUUACCUAUUUCAUACCAAUGAAUGAAUACCAAUGAAUGAAAAAAGUCAAAUUCCAUCAGAUUCUUUGCCCUUAUUUACCAAAUCAAUCACUAUUGCAGAUGACUACUGGACUGACCAUCCACUUGUUCGUUGAAAACGUUCAUGAAUGUGAUCAGAGUGUUUACUGUAUAAUGCAAAAGACGAAGGCCUUCUGUGCGAAGGAAAUGUGACCCUGCCAAAAAAGAGAGCUAGCUCAUUAUACCAUAAAGCUGACGUUCAAAGUAAAAACCAAUGGCAAUGCUAGGCAGACAAAACCAAGCAGAUUCAGGAGCUUGCUGAUAUUCGUGGCUUCUUCACCAGAGCAAUCUUCAGUCCUAUACACCAGGUCUGCAGGAAUUUCAGUUAGCCUGCGACAUUCAGACCAGAGUUAAGAAAUAUCGUAUUUCUUAAGUGACGUUCUCUUGGCCGAGCGAGCUGAGAUUGAAACUUUUGAAGUGCAAGUCACCUGACAUUGUUUUGCGUGGUGAAAACAGCCAAAUAUUUUUUAUGACAUCCUCGCAACACUUCUCUUAAGCAAAGUUUUAAAGUUGAUCAAUCUUAUACGUUUUGGCAGAUCUAAAUUGGGAAAUUGCUGGCUAAACGUAAUUGAGAAAACGGCGUAUAACGCCGAAUUUUUACUGUAACUAACACCCUUGUGUGACGUCAACGGAUGAUAAAGACGUACUCUUUUGGGAGGGAGUAUAAAUCACUGUCGGAAAGAACACUUCCAAGAACUUCUAAAUCACAAAUCUUAGGUAUGUAUAGAUGAGUCUGUUUUUCUAGAAAUCUCCCAGCUGCCAGUUAAUGUUGAACUUGAUGAAGUUCAAAUGUAAUCAAAUGAAGAAUGGUAAGCUGCCCGGUGAUGAUUUAAUACCUGCAGAGAUUUUCAAGCAUGGAUGAGACGAAUCAGUCGUUUCUCUUCAUCAACUCAUCCUUCCCAUCUGGUGGAGAGAGGAGACCGAUUCUGGACCCAAGGGAUGCUGAAAAGAGGGCCAAAUCUGACUGUGGCUAAUACCGCGGUAUUUCCCUCCUUGCUAUUGCUCGCAGAAUCAUCGCCAUGUCAUAAUACACCCUUUCUGUAAUUACGUCACAACUACACUGUUUUCAACUUAGGACCACCUUAAGUGGAAAAGAUUUCAAGUUUUUUUCUCAUGGAGCCUCGUUUUCGUGUUAAAGCUUAUUUCCACAUUUAUUGGUCAAAACGAAGAAAUUAUUUUUCAUGCAUGUGUUGAAGAAGGAUGUUCUGCUUCUCUGUGCAUAUCCCAUGAUUCUGCUUCUCUGUGCAUAUCCUGUACCCUUACGCAUAAGAGUUUCUUCUUGAAUCUAAGUGUGCCAUCCAAACUCCCCCCCCCCCCCUAUUUGAGAGCCCCCCUAUUUGAGAGGCCCCCUAUUUGAUUGCGCUUAUGAUCUACGCGACUGAUACCAGACCCUUGGCCUUUCCAUCAAUGUGAAGAUGACAGAUCCUCUAUCAGCUAGAUCCUGGUCACGUUCCAGCUUUCCGUUCUCUCAAGAUCGGCAGAACUGUUCUUAAGAAUUACAAAGUUUCACCUACCUAGGCAGUUUCCUCUUGGAAAUUGAUGCUGAAAUCGAACACCUCCUCCAGGCUGCCAAUUAUGCUUUUGUCGGAAUGUCGGAGAUGCGUGAGAGUUUUUGAAGAGAGAAGUGUAAGGACUGACAUCAAAAUAUUUGGUGUAUAAGGCAGUUGUCUUAUCAUCCCUCCUAUAUAUAUGGCUAUGAGUCACUACCUGUAAACGUCAUCUGAAAGUACUUGAAAAGUACCAUCAGCGAUGUCUCCGCCGCAUCCUGGGUGUCAGCUGGAAAGAUCGACAGACAAAGAACAGCUUUCUAGAGGAGGCCAAUUGCAAUAGCAUUACGGUCAACCAAAACUCGACUUCACUGAAUGUUUGGGACACGUCUUCAGGAUAAGCAAAUCCUGUAGGUCCCGAAGGGGACAGAGGAAGCACUUUAAGGACAACCUAAAGGCAUCUCUGAAUUAUUGCAAUAUCAGUGUUGAUACCUUGCCCACGAACGACUGGGAUGGUGUAAGGCUGUACAUGAGGGUGGUACUCACUUUGAACUCGAGAGACGGCGAAAUGCUGAGGAAAAGCGCCUUCAGCGCAAGGGACAUGAAAAGGCUCUUUCACCUCUAGUCACUGCCGAUUAUAUCUGUACCAUAUGUAGAAGAGCUCUCAAAUUGGACUUGAGUCAGUCACCUAUAAUAAGAAGUAAUUUAAUUUAAUCCCAGCGAUAUAGCAACAAUCGAUAUAACAACGAUAUAGCGAGAAUUUAAAUACUGUAUUGUAUCAUGCAUGUAUCCAAAGUAUCUUCACUGGUUGAUUUUGACAUGUGCAUGUUGUUUGAUUUAAUUUUAGGGUUUCAAAUAUUUUGCCCUCAAUUUAAGAGGCAGAGAGGAAUUAAUAUGCAGAGUGUUAAAUGAGCCAAUGGUAUGAUUAGUUUUUUUGCCACUUUACUUGACUAGUGUUAUUGUAUGUUAAUAUUUACAGAUUUACCCAGUUACUAUUGCUCGAAAUUUCCAUCUUCAAAAACCCUUCAACAUUCUGCUCUAACGAGUAGGAUUUGGAAUAUUUAUCCGUCACCUUAACAUGAACCUGCAUGAAUGUGCGCGGCCGAUAAAGCGCUGCACCGGAAUCGUAUGGCCGUAUAGGUUCGAUUCUCGCUGCAGGGCCAGAAGUUACAUUUUUCUCUUGAAAUUUCCGCCUAUAUAUAAAUUUCUGUUCUAUAUCGAGCGGGAUGCCCAAAAUUUAGGCCGAUUCCCCAAUAUAGACGAUUUUUUUCAUGCGAAGCGAAAAACAACUCCAGUUUCUACUUUUUCGCGGCGAUUUUCUCCGUUAACCAAUCACAUUACCGAAAGUUGUUUUUGCUUCGCGCGAACGAACUCGGCUACUGGAAAACCGCGGCUUUAGAAAAUUUGCUCUUAUUAUACAUUAUAAUUUCUUAAUUUCAAAGUCGCGAGAGGUCCUUCAAUAUUAUACGUCACCAAAAUCAGCAAAGAUGAAAUCCGGAUCUUCAAGCUUCACAUUUGAUAAGCCAGAAAGUAUUCCACGGAAUUCGUGAGUAUUCUAUAUUUAUUCAUUUUUUCGUAUUCCGAAUGGCAGCUCACUUUCAUCUGUUUUCAUAAAUCGACAUGCAGGUACUUCCCAGGGCACUUAUAUAAUGGGCGGUGUAACGCGCUGAUGUCACACUGAUCGAUGUGUGAUGCGGAAAAGGCACUGGCGUGCUUUUCGGCAAAAGUUGUGUUGAGGAUGUGUUUUUUUGUAUGAAUGCUUGUUUGGCCUAUAUAGUUGAACUUUAAAAUAAGUAUUGAGGAUAAUGACUCGUGUUUUUGAUGACUUCGAUGAAGGGAAAUUUUCAAAACAGCUUUUGGGCAUGUUAUCAAGUCGUCCAAACCUCGUUAUUCAGUUGAUGGUAAAGAUUAUAAUUAUGUGACUUCGGAGUUGGGCGUUCGAAUAUACAGCGUUGGAAAGUGACGUAUUUUUGUAUGUUAAAUUUUGCUUCAUUAGACCAUUAUUUUGCUGCAAAAAAGUAAACAAUUGUAUUUUGGCCCAUGUCAUGAUUUUUUGUUAUUGAAGUAAUUUCUUGGCCAUGCAUUUAAUCAAAAUAUGACUCGCACGGGCGUAUUGUAUGUUGAGCGCAAUACUAGUCGAAAACGUUUCGUCCCAACAGCUUGCCAAGACGACUUCUCUUAAGGAUUCGUUAAGAAAAUCCAAAUUUAGGUUGAGCGUUUCUUGAUUUUCAAUUGAAAAUAUGAACUAGUAAAUAUGAACGGUACGUGUACAUACGAAGUCUUUUAGAAACCUUUUAGAAGAGUUUUAGAAACCUUUCACGUUAAUUCAGAAACCUUUCAUGAGCAAAGAAAUGGCGGUAAUGCAUGAAAAUACAAUAGCAGAAUCUACUAAAUUAUCGUAUAACAUCGGAAUGCGCCCUGGUACGUCCUAUAAAUAUUUCUGUGGUUGCCUAUAUGAGAAAACAAAAAUUUCCAUACAACAAUGCUUUUGCUAAUCUUUGAAUUAAUUGAAAUAUUUUUAGGGAAUCGUUACUUCUUUCACGAAACAGUCAGCUUUCAAGGUGCGAACAUAACAGGCGACUUGCACUAAGUGGUCACGUGAUUCCAAUCUUAAUUGAUUCUCAAUGAAGUCUUAAAAUCCAAAAUUUCGGGAUUGUACCAGUCUAGUAUUAUAAAUCGACACACCAUAUAGGUAUGGAUUUAUACCUUAUAAUAAGGUCACGUGACUUCUUAGUGCAAAUCGGCUAUUAUAUAUUGAAAGCUUUAUAUAUAUCCUGUGUAACAUAAUUUAUGAAAUGAUUAGAAUAAUUAUGUGACGAAUAUUGGGAUAACCCUAUAAAAUAGUGAAAUGUUAGCGAAUUGAUAAGUCAGAUAGAUGAGCUUUAUGUAUCCAGGGUGGCCCACUCAGUAAAGAAUGUUCUUCCAUGCGCGCGGAGAACGACGUACUAUGCGACGAUGCAACAAACAUUUUUAGAACUGAGAAGUAUAGAUUAGAACAAAAUUGAGAUUUAGAGGGAAAGGAAGAAAAGAUGUAUUCCAGAAAGAAUAUGAUGGAAGGAAGUAUAUGACAGACGAUAGCGAGGAAGUAUACUGCAUAUUAAUUAUAUAUUAUAUUAUAUUAUAUAUUAUUAUAUUAUAUUAUGUUAUGUUAUGUUAUAUAUUAUAUAUUAAAUUUUUUUUAUAUUAUAUAUUAUAUAUUAUAUAUAACAUAUUAUUUAUUAUAUAUCAUAUCAAGAUCAAUAUUAAUAUUAAUAUUAUAUUAUAUUUUAUUAUAUUUUAUUAUAUUUUAUUAUAUUUUAUUAUAUUAUAUUAUAUUAUAUUAUAUUAUAUUAUAUUAUAUUAUAUUAUAUUAUAUUAUAUUAUAUUAUAUUAUAUUAUAUUAUAUUAUAUUAUAUUAUAUUAUAUAUGGUUUAUAAAUGAAUAAUAUUAUUUGAUUGAUAUUAUUAUACCAGAGAUGGUAACUACGGAGAUUUAAUGGACGUUGGUUUACCUCCAGCUAGUCCAAGUGAAAAGGAUGUAGACGUGCAGGUUAGACACUGAUGAACACUGUAUUCUUUUUGUUGUUGUUUUUGUUUUCCCCUUUGUAAAGAGGAUCAUGGGAGUCUACGACUGGUAUCGUGGGUAACCUACGAGGUUUGGGGACCAUUCAGUCAGUCAUCCAACUUAUGACUAAAAUAUAGAAAAUAUAUGGUGGUCUGCAGAAACAGGGCGCCCUGGUCAGAAAGUUAAUGUUUUCGUCAAAAGCACGAAGAAGCCAAUGAGCAAGAACAACGCACGAAAGGCAACCUGUCUGGCACUUUUUUAAAAACUUGUGGCAGUGAACAAAGGUUUAGUGCAGCGCCGUACCUUGCAAUAGUAAACUUUACUGUUGUCCGACGGACAUUGAUCAGAAAACAGAGCAUGUAAUUUGUGAACGUGCCCCGUGAGAUUUGUAUAUGCUUUGCUUUUUUGUCACCAUAGUAAUCCGUUACACAUGCUGUAUAGUCUAUGCAUUACUGUUCAUUAUUAUUUAUUUAAAAAAUUCCUGGUUUCUGAUUGGCUAACAGCCAACUGUGAAAUUGUCAUAUCAACUCAAUGGCUACCAAAUACUGAUUUUUCACAUUCAUAUUAGCAAAAUGACGUCAAAGAGUCGAUAUGAAAAAAAUUUGGACGCGUUUGCGCCAUAUUACUAUGACGACGAGAAUCAUAUUGACUCGUUGACGCCAUUGAUAUGACGCAACGACGGCUCUCGAAGGACUAAGGAAUUGUUUUUUUCUUAAUACAAAUAAAAUACAAAUGUUUGUUUUGAAUUUUUUAAAUAAAUAAUAAAAACAAUUAUUGAAUUCGGUUUUCGCACAAUAUGAAGAAUUACCAAGCCCUCAGUUUGCCGUUAACGUUAUCAACCUCAGCCCGGCUUCGGUUGAUAACGGCAAACUUCGGGCUUGAUAAUUCUUCAUAUCGUGCUCAACCUCAUUCAAUAAUUGUUAAAUAAUAUCCAAAAAAUCAAAUCAGGCAUUGGCCACUGAACAUGGAUAUUUUUAUUUUUUUAGGACAACAAGUCUACGUUGUUCCUCAUUGCUGCUUACGCCAGAUACAACUAUCCAUACGUGUGGGUAAGGCCACGAAUACCGCAAAAUUUACGUAAUUCUACAGUAAAUGCCAUACAGAAAGCCGAAUCGGCCAAAAAAGCGUAACUGCCGCCACGCCCUGAUUCGCAAUGAUUCGUCAACAAAAUGCACUCUCGUGAAUGUUCCUAGCCAGCUAGUGCGCUUAUGAGAGGCAUUCAUCACCCUGAACGUCCGUAAUUUUGAAUAUUUUCAGGAGAGUGAAUGUCUCUCAUAGCGCACUGGCUUAGGAACAUGGCGACAGCAUUGCAACGGUUAAGCCAAAAUCAUAGGCGAAGCCAAGACUUUCUGUGUUGAAUGAUUUAAUUGAACUUUAUGUUGGCAUGGAAACCUGCAGUCAUCAGAAGAUGCUCUUCCCAGGCGCCGUGUGCAUUUAAAUUAUUUACAAUAAAUAGAAUUUAAAGCUGAUUUACAUAAGAAAUUAGUAAAAUUACUAUUUACAAUUUAGUUUUGAAAAUGUUUAGUGAAUUGAAUGUCCUUAUUUCAAUUGGUAUUGAAUUCCAUACCCCUGAUUCACUAUAUUCUAGGCUGCUUUUCAAAAAAAUGGUGUUUGGUUUAGGAAUGGCAAAAAUGUAGUCAUGACUUCGUGUAUCAUAACUAUAUGCAGUGUGUUAGCUCGAUUAAAUUGCCUCGAAAGGGGUAAUAUUGGCCUAACGUAUGGAAUAUUUUGUACAUCAAACAGGGGGUGGGGGCAUACUUUCGCCUAUUUUCCAAUAUCGGCCAAUUUAGGUCUUUAUUGUAAUUAUCUGCGUAUUUCGUAGUUGCUCCUAGUAAUUCAGUAUUGCAUGGAGCUGCUCGAUUGAGUAAUUUUUGUUGCUUAUCCCGUAGACCUUUACCACAACGAUCCAAAACAGAACUGCAAUAAUAAAAAAGAGGCAGAUAGACAAGUAUAUGUCAACCAGCGUGUUAACUGGCACCAGAUCACGAAUACGUCUUAACAUUCCAAGGCCUUUAGAUAUUUUUUUGGAUAUAUAAUAAUUUAUGAACAAGCUUUUGUUGGUAGUGAUGCAACUACCUGAAAAAUAUAAGGAGAAUUUCGACUGGAGUUGGCUAGUACAGUAACUCGAAAUUAUCCUUAUAUUUUUCAGCUGUGAUUGCAUCCCUACCAACGAAAGCUUGUUCAUAUUAUUGGCACUACCAACACUGGCACAGACAGUUCAAGAUCUUCUUAACUAAGUUAUUUCCUCCUUUAGACAUGCAGAAAGGACCUCAAUAAAGGUGGUGGUGGGGGGGGGGGGCAUAGAUAUAGUUUACUGGAGGGGCCAACAUGAGGGCUGGGGGGACCAUCCCCCACCCCUUGAUAUGUCAAACCAAGCCCUGCUAAACGCUGUUUUUGCACACUCACAUCAGACACCGCAAAUGCUGGUUUUCACCAUAUCUUUAUAUUCGAGAGUUUGGCAACCUAGAACGACAACGGCAACGGGGAAAAUAUAAUUGCUUAUAUUGUUGUAUUUGAGCCAAAGUAUACGUUACUACACUUAAUUUGCCUCUUUAAGUAUUCCUGUUUCUUUCAAACGUACUCUUAAGUAAAAACAGUCCGCGAAUUCAAAUAAAACACCUCAAAUAACAUCGAACUAAUUAACUGUUGCCGUAGUCGUGCACCGUGAAAAUGAUGCAAAUCACGUACUAGUUUCAACAACUACGGCAUUGCACAACGCUUAAGACCAUGUAAUUUACAUUCGCCUUUGUCUUUGAGGAUUAAUGCUAUUGUUGAUGAUCACAUUGCCGUUGCCGCGAUGCCCUUGUAUUUGCCAAACUCUCUAUUGAAGUUUCGGUGACGACAGUGGCAUCAUCCUGCAAAAUCAAGCGCGAAAACAUUUGAACAUAUGUUUUGAAAUAGUUUAAUUUGUACUAUGAUCAUAUAGUCUUUGAUCACACUUUUGCUACACGGUAUAUAUAUUGCACAAGAAACGUUGAUAGAAUAAACUGUCCUACUCCGCUCUUCAAUAAUCCCUAAAAUUUUGCUGAUUGUAUCGGAAAUGCUAUAAUUUCGAUCCCCAAAGUAUGGCCAAGGAUUGCAACGGUAGUAUUGAAAUGUGGUACAACAAAAGGCUUCGAUAAGUGUCCGUUACUGUAUGGACUGGCCACAGGUUACUGCUUGAAUGAGGAAUGAACUGCGUGGAUUGUGAGGUUGAGGAACAGCCAUAUCCGCAUAUACUAUAAGAGCUUAUAUGAAUUCAUAUUGAUCUGAAAAGUGGUGUGCAUUUGGGUGAAACUGUAAAGUAUGCGUAAUAGUGAUGAGACUGUCGUUUUAUGUCUUAAAUUGAAUGGAAGUGACUAAUUUCCUUUCGCUGACUGGUUCUUUAUUAAAUUAUACUGACGAGGUUUGAAUGUAUUUUAAGAUACGGUCCAAUCACAAAAGAAUUGUCCAACUAACUGGAAAAAGUGACGCUGAAAUUGAACAGCAAAAGGAUAGUCCAUUGAAACUUAAGUCAACUGAAAACUGGCGGAAGAAAGG